AUGGGCAUCCAGAAUGUGGUCACGGGUCUGAAGCGUCAGCUCGCGGACGAGGAAUCAGAAGAGGAAGAGGAGGAGGAGGAGGAAGUAGAAGACGAGAUGGAAAUGGUAGGAGUCCAAGAGAAGGCUCCAGGUGCUGGUGUCGAGUCUUCUGAGAGCGCUGCGGAGAGAGGCCCUGCCCCAUCCAAACCGGCGAUACCCGCUCUGCCUCUGGAUGAGGUAUUCCGUUACAUGAUGACUGGCACACAGCCCAAUCUGAGCUAUCUCAAAGGAUAUUGUUAUACGGCCGCCACCAAAACCCGCGUGUCCGAGUCCUUUUUCCGUCUGCACAGGGAAAUUCGUUUGAUUAUUUACGAGCACGUCUUCACAUUACCACCACUGAGCGGCGGGACCUAUCCGGAUUUCCUUCCCGUCCGGUUCAAUCUGGAGCGCUUCCUUGCCCUCCUGUUGACUUGUCGCACAAUUUAUUGGGAGGCGCGGUUGAUUCCUUUCAAGGCUAACAUCUUCAACCUUUGCCGUCCAUUGGACCCUUUCUGGAGUAUGCAUUGUAGCCUCCAACUCAUCCGCAGCCUCCGCCGAUGGCAGGUCGACGCCUUGCAGGGCAUGGUGAUACAUCUACAGCAGGACGACAUUGUUGGAUUCUAUUCCUUCGCCAGAAUGUCCGUCCACACUCACCGUGGUCUCUUGGCUGAGAACGUCGACCUCGGAUGCCCGAUUGCUCCUCUUUUCGACAGGGUGGUCACCGAGCUAGGCUCCGAACCCAGUUACCUGCACAUGCGGGACAACAACGCCGAAUUCAAGACCAUCGGACCGCUCAAACCGGGCUCGAAGUGGUCGGAGAUCCUGAAGGACUGGGUCGGCAAGGACGUUGUGCUUUCCCGACUGGCCCGUCCGAAGGCAUCCUGGGCUCUUCUGUGCUGA
Rasamsonia emersonii CBS 393.64 is the source of this 918-nucleotide messenger RNA. RefSeq lists its product as uncharacterized. The record is from RefSeq and is a predicted model, not a curated record. Gene Ontology annotation, cellular component: mediator complex. Gene Ontology annotation, molecular function: transcription coregulator activity. Lineage: Eukaryota; Fungi; Ascomycota; Eurotiomycetes; Eurotiales; Trichocomaceae. Gene Ontology annotation, biological process: regulation of transcription by RNA polymerase II. The transcript is spliced from 3 exons. Bases 1 to 918 code for a protein of 305 amino acids.